Messenger RNA from Eucalyptus grandis, 987 nucleotides. RefSeq names its product bidirectional sugar transporter SWEET1-like. Bases 1 to 987 code for a protein of 328 amino acids. Gene Ontology annotation, molecular function: sugar transmembrane transporter activity. Gene Ontology annotation, biological process: carbohydrate transport. NCBI's taxonomy places the organism in Eukaryota, Viridiplantae, Streptophyta, Magnoliopsida, Myrtales, Myrtaceae. Gene Ontology annotation, cellular component: membrane. The record is from RefSeq and is a predicted model, not a curated record. The transcript is spliced from 7 exons.
AUGGCUCCGCUUGUUCUCGGCCUUAAUGCUCUAAAGCUUGCGAAGCUGCAUAACUAUUCUAGGAUCAUGUUCAAGAGGAUCAUAACAAGCUGGUCGACUGAGCAGGUCUCUGGUGUCUCCUAUGUGAUAACUCUUCUUAAUUGCCUCUUCUACACUUGGUAUGAAUUUCCAUUCUUGUCGUCGGACAGCCUUUUGAUAUCGAUCAUUAGCAGCAUAGGAGUAGUGAUUGAGUUCGUGCAUGUUCCGAUCUUCAUCACAUACGCAUCGAAGAAGGAGAGCGCAAAGAUCAUGAGACUCCCUGGUCUUGCUCUGAUUCUUUUCAUAACAUUUGCCUUUGUCUCCCUCUUCAUCCUUCAUGGGAAGACCUGUAAACUCUCGCGUAGCAUCACGCUCGACAUUUCCUCCACUAUCAUGACCAAGUUCAAGAGGAUCAUAAGGAACCGGUCAACCGAGCAGUUCUCAGGCGUCCCUUACGUGGUAACUCUUCUUAGUUACAGCCUCUACACUUGGUAUGGACUACCGUUCGUGUCAUCGGACAACCUUCUGCUGUUGAUCAUUAGCGCCAUGGGAGUUGUGAUUGAACUCACGUAUGUUUUGAUCUUCAUCGCAUACGCACCAAAGAAGGAGAGGGCAAAGAUCAUGGGAUUCUCUGGUCUUGCUCUGAUUUUUUUCUUAACAUUUGCCUUUGCCUCCCUCUUCGCCCUGCACAGCAAGAACCGGAAACUCCUCUGCAGCAUCAGACUUGACAUUUUUUCCACCAUUAUGUGUGCUUCACCUCUAUCAGUCAUGAUGAUGGUGAUCAAGACGGAGAGCGUCAAGUUCAUGCCUUUUUUGUUAUCGUUGUCCACCUUAUGCGGCAUCUUUUGGCUCGCAUAUGGUCUUCUUAGCCACGAUCCCUUUCUCAUCUUUAGGAAAAUCUACGUAAUGGUGUUGCAGGUGCCUAAUGAAUUGGGGACUGGACUAGGGAUUGCCCAACUGAUCUUGUAA